This is a messenger RNA of Scophthalmus maximus (turbot), 5163 nucleotides long. RefSeq names its product ephrin-B3b (gene efnb3b). The transcript has 5 exons. NCBI's taxonomy places the organism in Eukaryota, Metazoa, Chordata, Actinopteri, Pleuronectiformes, Scophthalmidae. Gene Ontology annotation, biological process: ephrin receptor signaling pathway; axon guidance. Gene Ontology annotation, molecular function: ephrin receptor binding. The coding region runs from base 1411 to 2430 and encodes 339 amino acids. Gene Ontology annotation, cellular component: plasma membrane. The record is from RefSeq and is a predicted model, not a curated record.
GGAGGUGCUGAAAGGGACUCCAUACCGCCCCCUCCGAAAACGCCUGGAAGAAUUGCGCUCCGCCAGUGCGCCCUGCCUGCCAGUCGGAGGAUGGGGAUUGUUCUCCCCCCCCCCCCACCCACACUCAUCCACGUCCCCUUUUUCCCUCCUCCCUCUCUCAGACAAGCCAGUCGGUCUGUCAACGUGCUGCGAGCAUUAGGGCAAGUCAAACCAGUGGGACUCUGAGGCGGAGAGACGCGCGAGAUAACGAAUGAACGCGCUUUCCUGCGGCGGAGACGCGGCACGUCCAGCUCUCCAGCUCUCCGAGUGAUGCGCGACACCAGAGACACCAGAGACGCGUCGACCUCCGGCAGACACUGACGCCUUCGACACACAGAGUUUCACGUUGGCGACACGAGAGUGGAAAAUGCUUUUCUAGCUUCUGCGGUUUGUUCCUCUCGCAGCUCUGGGAUCUAUCGUCGAUUUGGACCCAUAUUUUUGCCCUUUUUUUCUUUUAAGUUUGUUUUGUUGUUGUUUUUAAUUUUUAAUUUUCAACGAAUCCGUUGCUGAAGGAUUUACGGAUUUACCAACCGUGUUCAUCCUGUAUAUAUAUAUAUAAUACAUAUAUAUAUAUAUAUAUUUUUACAAGGAGGAGAAUAAGGAUAGAACGCGCACUGACCGAGCCCACCGAGCAUCAACAUGUCUUUAUGGGGAUGGAGCUGUGGACACGAGUGACAUCGGCUCCAUAUUAAACGCGUCACCCUCCCAGUCCUGGGCCCGAUCUCGACGGGUCCCUGCCCGACGCACCGACAGCGAGUCGCCCCGGUCCCCGCCGGACAUGUCGGGACGCAGAUCUUCUGGCGAGGGAACACGGUAAUGGGAGAGAAAUCACAGAGAGUCGACUCCGAGAACAAGGGAACACUGUUCGCGGGGAAGAGACAAUUAGGGCGCAGCGAGAGGCAACAGAAAUAGAUCUUGGAGUGGCGCUCCAUUUGCGCAAAACAAAACAAAAAAAAUCGACUCCGUCCGCGGAGUUCUACUUGUGCCGAGGAGCGACGAUUUGCAAAGAGAGAGAAAAAGAAAAAAGGAGGACUAAUGACGAAUUAAGGGGAAAGUCAUGUGGCUGGCACUGAAACAGUAACGAUCGCGGACGCGCAGACAAACCGUCCUUGUUGUGGGGUUUUUUUUUUGGGGAGAUCCAGGCGCGCGGAUUGAACAAGUUCGCCCCGCACGUCCGAGAGCGCGUCUCGUGGUCUGGACCCUGGACCCAGUGCGGUUUCAUCCCAUUUUGGAUCCAUGCGGUCUGACUGCCUCCACCUAUAAGCCUGCUCCGGCAUUGUUGGGGUUUUUUUUUUUUCCUUCUUCUUCUUCUUCUUUUUUGGUUCUUUUCUUGAUUGAGAGUCCCCAUUGCCCCCACCCCCCUGUUUGUGAAUGGGGCCACACACGCUCGGUGUCGGGGCCGAGAUGGCGAGGCGAGGGAACGGAUUGGGGAUCCUGCUGGUGUUCUUACUGGAUUUACUGGGGACGACGGCGAGCAACAUGGAGCCCAUCUACUGGAAUUCCCUGAACGAACGGUUCAGGGACGAUAAGGGCUACAUUCUGUACCCUCAGAUCGGGGACCGGCUGGACCUCAUCUGCCCCCCGCUGGACACCGCCAGGUCCACGCCGGACUACGAGUUCUACAAGCUGUACCUCGUGGCGACGCGGGAGCAGGCGGACCGCUGCGAGGUGAUGGGCCCCCCCAACAUCGUGCUCACGUGCGACGAGCCCACGCGGGAGCGCCGCUUCACCAUCAAGUUCCAGGAGUUCUCGCCCAACCUCUGGGGCCACGAGUUCAAGAGCAUGCACGACUACUACAUCAUCGCUACGUCAGACGGGACGCGCCAAGGCCUGGAUAGCAUGAGAGGCGGAGUGUGUGUCACACAAGGCAUGAAGGUGGUCCUGAAAGUGGGACAGAGCCCAUAUGGACUGCCUCCGAAGAAGGAGCCAGCAGGACGCACCACCAGCAGAAACCCAGGCGCCGCAGGGAACUCAACUCAGUCUCAAAGGCCCAACAGCUUUGGGAGUGAGGGCAGUGAUGAGAAUGGGCCCCUUCAACCCUCCAAUAUUGCCCUCAUCGCUGGCGCAGCGGGGGGAUCCGCCUUUCUACUGCUGGUGACUGCCGUCAUCUGCGUUGUGUGCUACAGGCGGCGACACGCCAAGCACUCGGACACCCACCACCCUCCACUGUCGCUGUCCUCACUCACCAGCCCCAAGCGUGGCGGCGGCGGGGGCCUCUCCAGCUCCAACAACAAUGGCUCCGAGCCCAGCGACAUCAUCAUCCCCCUGCGGACGUCGGACUCAGCCUACUGCCCGCACUAUGAGAAAGUGAGCGGGGACUAUGGACACCCCGUCUACAUCGUCCAGGAGAUGCCGCCUCAGAGCCCAGCCAACAUCUACUACAAAGUAUGAGACGGGCGCUACUCCGGCCGACUGGACACACCCACCUCCCUCCACCCAUUAACAACAAAUUCCCUGCUCCAAAUGAAGCCACAGCAAAGCUUGCCACCACAGCUCCGACCCUGAACCCCUCGAUACUACCAGUAUUGCCACGUGGACCCCACUCACUGCCCCGUGAGCCCACAGCCCUGGCCCCCGGUCGUGCUUCUAGCUGACUACAGCACCCCACCCCUAUUCUCACACAACUGGGCCACACCGUGUGUGUUAAGGGCAAUGUCGUAGCCGCACAUAGCCCUCCUUAACAAGGCCCUCACAAAUGGGCAAGAGCCUCUGAGUGCCCCCUUCGCGUUAACUCAGAGCCAAAUGAGCCCCGCCCGUGCUGAAUAGAAGAGUUGUUUCCCAAAAACGCCAGAGUGUAUGUGCGCAACGCACUCUUUUUCUAGGAGUAUGGACCCGGUGUUGGGACUUAAAAUGUUUAGAAAAAAAAUUGAAAAGAAAAGAACUGUAACAGCAGCAGCAACAACAACAACAGCAAAAACAACAAAAACUUCACCCCUGAACCCACUUAGCGUCGGAGAACUCGGACUCCCGGAGGCCACACCUGCCUAUUUCACCUUUCUGCCCCUCAGAGCUCCAUCAGCCAACAAGAGACCGGCCCCUGCCACUAACUCACCAGUAGGAUUCGAGUUUGUCUGUGUUUGUUUCUGCUGAGGAAACAGGGGCCUCGGACUCGACCAAUCAGCAAGCUGGGCGACGGUUACAUGACCAGGCCCAGGCCUGAGGAGAUCUGACCAAGUGGUGACACUUAGAAUCUUGUAUAUUUUAAUAAUGUGUGUGUGUGUGUGUGUGUGUGUGUGUGUGUGUGUCUGAGUGAGUGUGCAUAGGUCUUGGAUAAUAAUUAUGGCGCUGCUGCUCCACAUUAGAUCUGUGUGUGCAGUUAGCGUGCUUCAGUAUAGAAGGUUGCAUAUGUGUGUGUGUGUGUGUGUGUGUGUGUGUGUGUGUGUGUGUGUGUGUGUGUAAGCUUUGUGUGUGGGUGAUUGUGCGCACGCGGCGCGUUCUUUAGACUUGUCUUAAAUACCAAAACACAAAAUAGUGAGCGAAUAUCAAAAAAAAGUGAGAUUUUUUUUUAUCGCUCUCAACACUUAUAGAUUAUAUAUAUGAAUAUCCAGUGAAUAAUUUCUAGAUGGUUUCUUCAGUUUUCCGUUUCAUUAUUUUUACCCCCUCUACACUUCUGUUGAUAGACAUUUUUAUCUGCUGUUUUGUUUUUUCACAACUUAGAACAACCUUGUUUCUAUUCUUUUCCCUUCGAUUGUAUAUUAAUUUAAUCCCUUUUUUUUUUUACCUGGCGAACAGAGGUUGUUUCUCCCUUCCUCUCUUCCCUCUCUCAUUCACUCCCCCACCUCCCCCCCCAAGGGUCUCUGAACUCUGUGUAUAUUUUUAUAGCUCCUUGUACUAUGCUGUAGUUUUGAAGUUUAGACCUCGUUUGUGGAAGUGUUGAGGUAGAACCAUCUAUGAAAGUUGUUUCUUUUUUUUUUUCAAACGCUUUUUUUUGAAACGCAGAAGUGAAAAGAAGUGAGGGGCACGGGGGAGGUGCGGCGAGAGGGGAUGAAAUAAAAAAGAAGAAUAAAGGAAAAGGAACAGGGCAAGAGAGAGUGCUGUCUGGGGAGGAGGAAUAAAGCGGCGUCUGAAUGCAGAACUUUAAAAAAUAAAAAGAGAGAAAGGGAGGGCGGCGAGGAGAGAAAAGACUGUGAAGGAAUUGCACACUGAAGAAAAAGAAGAAGAAGGGAGGGGAGAAUGGGAGCGGCAGGAGUGAGAGAUGAAGGAUCCCAAGGAAGGAAGGAAGGAUGGAGAGCACAGAUUAAAGAGUGGCUGGUGAAGGAGAGUCACCUGUUCUUCAAAUGGAGGGUGUGAGGGGACGGCGGUCAAAGGGGAUUUUCGGAGGAGCUGAACUCUAACCGUGGAAAGGAGAGAUCUCUCUCUCACACACACACACACACACACUCGCACACAUCUCCUGGUAAACUCUGUCACACUUUACGUUAACGCGAGGUGGCACGUUUCAGAUUUGAUCCUCGUUUUGGCCAAAAUUGGUUGUGUUGAAAUGCAUCUCUGUGUGUAUCUCUCUCUCUCUCUCACACACGCACACACACACACACACACACACACACACGCACACACACGCACCCUCUCAUUUAUUAUAAAAGCACACACAGUACACUGCGAGCUGCGGACCCACACAAGAGAUAACCCCCAGGCUGUUUGACUCACACACAUACACACACACACACACACACACACACACACACACCCUCCCACGCAUCCCAACACAAAUUUCACACCUUCUAAUGACUGUCACAAAUGCCUCGUGAUUGCAUUCGACGACAUACAUUCUCUCUCUUGCUCCCGCGUGCCCUCCCACAGACACAUUCGUGCGCGCACCCUCUUCACCCACACACGCGACAAAAAAAACGCCAAUUUCUUUCACAUGACUCGGUGUUUCUGCGAUCGAGACUCGCCCAAUGGACACGGGAGGGAUGAAGCGAGGGCCGGUGUGCCGUGUGUUUUUGUCUCCUCUCCUUUUUUCGCGCACCCUCUCGUCCCUCGCGCAAAAACGCACACUCACUCACACACACACACACCAGUGCCCAGCACCUCAACCCUGGAGGGCAAUAACACAACACUGUGUUCAGAGGUGCAAUAUGUUCUCAUGUGCAUACUAAUAAAAGCUGUUUUGUGUUGCUCAAA